UGACGCCAUCUUGAAAUCGUCCCGAGCAGAGAGGAGUCGACGGAGAAGAGGAGAGACGGACUAAAACUCGAUAUCUGCGUUAGCUAACACGGAUUAACGGCAGCUUUACGGUGUUAUUGCUCACAUAUGAUAGUUUCCACUCGUUCUAACGAGUCAUUUGGACGUGGGGACGGUUGUUUGGAUCACUUUGGAGCGGACUAACACCUCGGAGAAGAGGAGCUGGUUGUUGGAGCGGCUGGAGCUCCUGGUUGUGGCCGGGCAGCUUCACCGGACUACCGGACUAAAACUACCGCUUCCACACGGAAUAUAACAACAACAACAACAUAUUUAACCUCUUAUUUCUCUCUAAGGAGAUUUAAAACCUUAAUUAAAACAUUGUUUUCCUUAAAAGCGUCUCCUUAUCCAGGAGAAGUUUGAUUUUGGAGAGCGGUGUGCGCUUGAUUUCCAGUCCGAUGGAAGUGAGCCCUGCCCGGCUGUGGCUCGGCUCUCUGCACCGCUGCUCUGGAAGAAACACCACCACUACCACUAGCAGCAGCAGCAGCUUGCACAGGUGAACACUGUCUGAUCAUGCACACCUGGCAAGUACAUGACAGUCCAGGCUUCAAUGCCAACGCCAUUGCUUGUCUGUAAACCUGGAAAUACCUCUUCUUCUUCAUCCUCCUCCUCUUCCUCUCCAUUGGACUAAAGCCUUGCUUGCAUUACCUGGGAUAUUUUUGGAUUUUUCCAAUAUUGACAUGUCCUUUUCUGCAGAGACAAUGCUCUCUGGAGCACUUUUAAUCUGACUGUUGCAUUUUUAGAUAUUUUUUUUUGGGCUUUUUUUGUUGUUGUUGUUUUUUUAUUCUCUUUCUAAGACAGAGGAUCAGAUUCGGAUGGAAAAUGGGAGACGCCACCAAACUGGCCUUCGCCGUUUUCCUCAUCUCCUGCUCUUCAGGUGCCAUCCUGGGACGCUCGGAGACGCAGGAGUGCGCCUAUUACAACUCCAGCUGGGAGAAGGAGCGCACCAACCGCAGCGGCAUCGAGCCCUGCUAUGGCGAGAAAGACAAGCGGCGGCACUGCUUCGCCACGUGGAAGAACGUCUCUGGCAGCGUGGAGGUCGUCAAGCAAGGCUGCUGGCUGGACGACGUCAACUGCUACGACAGUAACGAGUGCGUGGAGAGGAAGGAGAGUCCCGACGUGUUCUUCUGCUGCUGUGAAGGCAACAUGUGCAACGAGAGGUUCCUGUACGCCCCUGAAGCGCCUCCGCAGAGCGACCCGCACCAUUCAACCGCCUACACCACCUCCAACCCAUUUUCCCAGAAGCCCCAGCUCUUCAGCACCCUGCUUUACUCGCUGGUUCCCAUCAUAGGCCUGGCCGCCGUCGUCCUCUUCUCCUUCUGGAUGUGGCGACACCACAAACUGGCUUACCCGGCGGCCCUCGUCCCCACACAUGAUCCCGGGCCAUCACCCCCGUCCCCCAUUUUGGGGCACAAACCGCUUCAGCUGAUUGAGGUGAAAGCCAGAGGGCGCUUCGGGUGUGUGUGGAAGGCCCAGCUGCUCAACGACUUUGUGGCUGUUAAGAUCUUCCCCAUCCAGGACAAGCUGUCUUGGCAGAACGAGUAUGAGAUCUUCAGCGUGAGCGGCAUGAAGCACGACAACAUCCUCCACUUUAUCGGCGCGGAGAAGAGGAACAACAACCUGGACCUGGAGCUGUGGCUCAUCACCGCCUACCACGACAAGGGCUCGAUGACGGACUACCUGAAGGCCAACGUGGUGACGUGGAACGAGCUGUGUCACAUCACCAUGACGGCGGCCCGCGGCCUGGCCUACCUCCACGAAGACAUCCCGGGACACAAGGAGGGACACAAGCCCUCCAUCGCCCACAGGGACAUUAAGAGUAAGAACGUGCUGUUGAAGACCAACCUGACCGCCUGCAUAGCCGACUUUGGCCUCGCUCUGCAGUUUGAAGCAGGAAAAUCAGCAGGAGACACACAUGGACAGGUGGGGACGCGGCGCUACAUGGCUCCUGAAGUCCUGGAGGGCGCCAUCAACUUCCAGCGAGACUCCUUCCUGCGUAUCGACAUGUACGCCUUCGGCCUCGUCCUCUGGGAGCUCGCGGCGCGGUGCACCGCCGCUGACGGCCCGGUGGAUGAGUACAUGCUCCCGUUUGAGGAGGAGAUAGGUCAGCAUCCGUCUCUGGAGGACAUGCAGGAUGUCGUCGUUCAUAAGAAACUGAGGCCCAUUCUGCGAGACUGCUGGCAGAAACACGCGGGUCUGGCCAUGCUCUGCGAAACCAUCGAGGACUGCUGGGACCACGAGGCCGAGGCUCGUCUGUCCGCCGGCUGCGUCGAGGAGCGCAUCGGCCAAAUGCAGCGCCAAGCCCCCAUCAUCGGCCCCGAGGAGAUCGUCACCGUCGUCACCAUGGUGACCAACGUGGACCUCCAGCCCAAGGAGUCCAGCUUAUGAUCGACCGGCGCCUGAUGAGCCAGCAGAAAAAUCACCACGAGAGGAUGAACAGCCGACCCUGGUUGGUUGGCGGUUUUUUUUUGUUCUUUCUUUCCGUUUUUUCUUUUUUCCUUUAAGUGCGGGCCGCUACUCGCAUUCAGGAAACACCCUGCGCCCACCUCACCACAUCAGUUGAUACCCACCUCAUUUUGUGUGGAUUUUAACGGUCGAAAAACUCCCAAGAUUCAGGAUAUUACCGACGACGUCACCGAGUGAUGACAUGCUGGGACGACAAACACUUUUAUCAUGUAUUGUUUUUAUAUACAUACAAACACACACACACACACACACACACACACACAUAUAUAUAUAUAGGAGGGCUGCUCGGUUUUCUACGGAGAGAGAAGAUCCGGCAGAGAAAUUUCACGAACUCUCUUCAGUGCAUUUUAGUGUAAAAAAACAAAACAAAACAAAAAAAACAAGGAGCACCUGGCUCUCGAUACAUUUGCUGUUUUCUCGUGUGCGUUUUUUCUGAAGAAACGACUAUCGUUCUGCCAAUAAGCAACGGCUUCUGAAUGUUUAUAGUGUAAUGCUGCUGUACAUAGUGUAUUAUGGACCCAGACGACUUGGUAAUCAAGCUUAUUUUAACGGGGCGAGGGGGGAGGGGGGAUCCAUUUUCAAGCAUUACGACGAUAAAAAACCAUAAACCUCCUUCAACCAGGUAUACCUCAGUUCAGAUGGACACAGUUUAAAUUAGUCCCUCUCCCUGAUCACAGUCACAACCUUGGCUCUUCACGACAUCCAGUCAGCCGUGACACUCAUGUAGUCCAAACAUACAUGGCCAUAAACACCCCUUUCUCAAUCUCACGUUUGAUUUUUGACUGAACUUUUCUCUGAGAUUUUCUCCUCAUAAUGGGGGAAAAAGACCCCCAUGGUGAAGUUGUUGUUUUUUUUUGGUUUGCCGUGUCAACUUGUCAGCGGAGUAAUAAUAUCUAUCGCCUAAUUUUGGCCGUGAGAUCUGGAUAUACAGUAUAUGUAUUUAUAUCUCUCUGGAUUAGCGCUGGGUACCAGCUAAUGAUACCUUUUUGUGAGAUCUCUAGCAUCAGAUUUGAAGUGCAGGAGUACCCAGCCCUGAUUUAGAUUAAUACCUGUAUUUAGCUGAGCCAGCUUGCUUUUGAUUUGAUUGCACACAUCUUUAUUUUUUUUUUUUGGAUUUACUAUCAAGAGUUUCUGCUCUCUUUUGAUACACCUCAGGAAUCUUUGCUACUCACCACCACCUCACAUCCCUCCUCUUCCUCCUCAUCCUCACCCGGCCGUCUCGGACUGGAGUACCUCCUCUCUCGCCGAUUCCUACGCUUCCUCUCUCUCUCUCUUUCUCCCCUCAUCUCUACUUGUAACGGCUUAGCAGUGCUGUCAUGCUCAAAAAGAGUCCAAAUUUAAUCAAAUCCCACACAGGUAAGGUUGGUUGAACCUUGCCUGUCCCUCUACAGGUGUUUAUGUAGUCCGUUAGUUUGUGUUUCCACUUUUCUUAAGUCAAAUGUUGCAACUUUAAACUGUAUAUAAAGAUGAACGACGCGUCUCCACUUCUUCCCACUGUACAAAAGUGAAGCCAAAAUAUCCUGGAUACGGGAGCUGCAUCUGUACUGCAGCCAGCCACCAGGGGGGCAAUCCAGAUGUUUUGGCUUCAUUUUUGGGGAGCUGUCAUGUCGUCCAUCUUUCUAACAGUCUAUGGUAGAGACAAGCAAGCCAAAUAAGCUCCAACUCCUUUUUUUUAUCCUGUUUUGAUGCAUGUAUUUUAUCUUUCGUCAGAGUUAAACACUACCUGCUCUUUAAAGUAACCGAAUUCAACAGUUUUCACAAAAUAAUUGGUGAUAAAUAAAAGAUAAACUGUCAGUUUGGUGCAGUUUUAUGUUUUGAAAUCAACAAGAACCAAACGAUCGCACGACUAACUGCAGUCAGACGAGUCAAGACGAGGAACCUUUCUCUCUCUCUUUCAUCCUGGUGCCAUUUCUACGUAUCCAUAUUAGUUACUCUUGUAGAUGUCAGGCAAAACGGAUGUAUCUGUCGUUGUUGUCAAGGCAACAACGGCAUUUUUUGAGUCUUUAUUUCUUCUGAGGGACGUUGAACACUGGUGCCGGCAGACCUGCAGUCUCUCCUCAAGCUUUGGGACGGUUUCACGAGAUCGCAGUUUAAAAUCAAGCGUUUUAAAAAAGCAAGUGGUGCGUUUGGAAAUACUAAAAACGUGAGGAAGCUUCUUUCUACCAAACCAUUUCACAUUCAGGGCAAUUCAUAAUAUGCUCUCUUAAUUGAAGUAUUUUAAUUAAAAAAAAUUAUAAUUAUUAAAUUUAUUCGUGAUCAUUUCUGGACAGGGGAGUCGAGGCAAAUCACAGCAAACAAUCAAGUCUAUAAUUGAGUUAAAUAUUUGUUUAGAGCGCCAGCUAUUCUGCGAUACAUGCUGUAUUUAUUUCAGUUUUGUACCAACAAAUUCCCAUUUUUCUCAAAAUACACACUUUACAGGGCCAAACCAGCUCAAUAAUAUAACAGCUAUCAAAAGGCAGUUUUCCACCAAAUAACCAGGAACUAGAAGAACUAAACAGUAAAAGAUCUUCAGAGUGUUUGCUUUCCUGCUAGACCUCUAAAACGUUGGUAAAUCAGGAAGAAGUGACGGUCAGGUUUGAGAUUUAAUCUCAGCACACGUUUAGACUAUUGCAACAACACAGCAAAACCUGAAGGAAGUCAAAGCCAUCUUGUUAUUUACUUACUGUAGCACAAUAUUUGCAUCAGUGUCGCUUCCUUUUGCUGCUGCUGUUUUUCAAUUAUUCAAGAAACAGCCAUCGUCUGAAGAAGCUUAAAAACAGUCAGGGACGAUCAGUACUGCAAACCACAGCAGCCCUUCAAUACGCACUACCUCACUCGCAGGGAUUUCUUCGGGGUAGAAAGUGUGGCAAAUAAACCAAAAUCGUAACCAGGUUCCUCCAGUCGAAAAGGGGAUUAAAAGUUCUAUUAUUUCUUGGAGUAAACUCCCAUUUCUCCCAAUAAGUUUGAGAUGAUUGACGAAGUUUAAUCAUCUUUACCAUUAUCCUUUAUUUCCAUUACUGUACAAGACUGUACUGGCAUGGACGUAAAGGAAAAAACACCAGUAUUACCCUUUUUUUGUCCCCAAACUUACAGUAUUUCAACAGCCAAGUGGAUUUUAAAAACCUCCAAAUGUUGGUUGGUUUCCUGCCAAAGUGGCUUUUAAAGCCACAGCAAAAAAACAACCCGUGCCAGCGUUAGUUGGCGGUCACAUCCCAGUACUGUCGGUAGAUCUUCAGUGUUAAACAGCUUCGAGUUUAAACUGCGCUUGAGAAACCGGCCCAAACCAACAAAACACCAUUCAGGGAUUCAGUACUAUGCUUUUCUAAGUUCUAGCAAGUUAUAUGCAACCAGUGCCGCAAAUUACCCUACACUUCUUCUGUAGGACCAGCUGCAGGAGUGACUUUCAAUAUACACACACAAAUUACUUGUAGCAUUUUAAUUUUUUUUUUUUUUUUUUUUUAAUCCGUGACCUUGCAUAUUGAUAUGUUGUAUUUAUUUUUUAAUUUACAGGCCUGAGGUUUUUGGGGAUCGGAGCUCAGGUGCAACUCAGAAUAAGGUUGUAAGAGUUGGCACGAUUUAUGGUUGUUGUUGUUAUUAUAGGGGGGUGGGGGGCGGGGGGGUUGGGGUGGGUGUUCAGUUGUAAUUCAGGAAAUACUUUCAUUAAUUCAAAAAAAAGAUAUAAACUGUAACGUGCUUCUUUCUAUUCAGUCUAUGGACAAAAACGACCGAGAAUGAAUGUUCUUCAGACUCCUGGAUUCCAGUAUUGUGUGUACUUUGGUGGAUUGAGCCCGGCCCUGUGUAACUUUAGAGGGCUCCGGGUUUGGCUGGUUUCGUGUGAUUGUGCCCUGUCGCCGUAGAAACUAGUAAAACCGACGCACUCGGAGAUCCAUUCGUACACCUCGUGGUUACCUGCUGAAGAUGUGAACCAGUAAGAAAAGAACAGUAAAUGCAUUAUUUUGAUUAAUUGUAAAUCUCCCAAGUAGGAUUUUUUUUUUGCUUCUGCCGUUCUCGUGCUUUGGCCCAUCCUCAAAUCUCACCUAAAUUUUCGCACCCAAUUCAACUGUUAUCAGCUCAUUGAAUAUGCGUUACCAGCUAUGGUCCCAACAUUGUCGUUUAAAGGCGUAUGAAUGGGUUUCCUCGGUGUGCAGGCUUUACGUUUUUCUACCUGGACUUCCUCCAGCCCAGCACCUCAGAUUGCUGUGCAUAUAAACUACCAGUGAAACAUUUGUGUCUUGUUGCCCCCCACUACUUUAAGCAGUCUAGGAUCUGUACAGACGAGAACAUAAAUACCUGUAUCAACUAUAUACUCUGAGCUGAAUCUUUAUAAGUGCGUGUUGAACUUCAGUGUUUCCUCUACAUUCAUUUAUACUUUUCUUCUUGUGUUUUGACUCGGCAGCCCGGCUGUGUAAAAAAAAUUGUCCUCCACUAUGCGAAACAUGUGUAAGCUAAAAGCUAGAGGCUCAUUGGAGUACUUUGUGAGGCAUCCAAGAAAGCACUUAGGGCAGAAAAAAGGGCGUUCCUCAGGGCGCCUACUCGGGUCCCCUGUGGGUUGCAAUUUGACGACUCCCCAAAGCUCUUAAAGAUCCGUUGCAAUACUCCAUAUGUGAUAAUGCAAUCACCCACUACAGGUAUUUCAUUCCAGCAUCCUCCUUUCCCUCCUGUUGGUAACAAUUUUAGAGGAAACAUUGAACUCCAAUGACCUCGCCGCCAAGACCGUCUUGGCUGUCGGGCCGGAAAUUUCUACAAAAAAAGCAAAAAAGCAAAACACUACAAGCGUUUUUGACCCCACAUUUCUCAAGGCUCUCGAGUCGCAGCGCUGAUCCAGGAUCUGCCAACGCAGCCUCUCAAUGGUCAUGAUGCUCCCAGGGUUUCAAGGUCUGUUUUGGGGGUCAUGAAACUUCAGUGGGUUAUUCCUGAUACAUGUGACUUUUUAUGUUACCGACUAAAAGAUGUGAAAAUAGGACAAGAAACUGGCGUCUGGAAUUUCAAACUGUAGGAAGUACAACAUCCCGCUUGGUGUUUUUACCAUCUCCUCUGACCUUUGACCUCCCCAGUGAAGGGACAAGAAGAGUAUUCCCUUUGUAAAGUAUUAUAAAACCUUGAGAAACCCUGGAUUCAUGAUCACAGAGGAGACAACAUUGAUCCCUGAUCAGCGCUGCGACUCUCGGCCGUGGUUUUUAUCAGCUGAAGUGAUCCACGUGAUGUAAAUAAAUGUGUUUUUAGAUUGUGAA
This is a messenger RNA of Sebastes umbrosus (honeycomb rockfish), 7730 nucleotides long. Its product is annotated as activin receptor type-2A-like. Lineage: Eukaryota; Metazoa; Chordata; Actinopteri; Perciformes; Sebastidae. The record is from RefSeq and is a predicted model, not a curated record. Gene Ontology annotation, biological process: cellular response to growth factor stimulus; protein phosphorylation; activin receptor signaling pathway. The transcript has 11 exons. Gene Ontology annotation, molecular function: activin receptor activity; ATP binding; activin binding. Gene Ontology annotation, cellular component: activin receptor complex; plasma membrane. Bases 877 to 2442 code for a protein of 521 amino acids.